AUGUCAAACAGCAUUAACCAAGCCCUGUGUCAAUAUGUGCAGCCAGAGCAAUUAGGAGAAUGCAGCUACCGUUGCAGCAAAUGUCAUCAAAUGGUUACGGCAUUUAAAACAGUUACUGUUCACCAACCAUCCAAUGUGCUAACCCUGUGCCUAAACAGGUUCGACAUUUUCAGUAAUAGGAAGAUUAAAAAGAGUGUAGCGUAUCCGGAAUGUCUUGAUCUCCGGUGUUACACCUCAGAGCCAAAUGGAACACCAAUUCUUUACAAUUUGUAUGCCGUUCUUGUCCACGCUGGAACAACCUGCAAUAGUGGACAUUAUUUCUGCUAUGUGAAGGGCCCCAAUGGAAACUGGUACAAAAUGAACGACAAUUCUGUGACAUCUGUAGACAUCAAGAUAGUGUUGAAGCAGGAGGCCUACCUGCUGUUCUAUAUCAGAACCCCGGAUAACCAGACAUGCACAGUAUCGUCUACAGCUGAUUCUGAACAGCCAAUCACUAGCAAGCAACGUGGCAUUUCAUCUACAGCUGAUUCUGAACAGCCCUAA
Molecule: messenger RNA, 543 nt
Organism: Xenopus laevis (African clawed frog)
Lineage: Eukaryota; Metazoa; Chordata; Amphibia; Anura; Pipidae
Product: ubiquitin carboxyl-terminal hydrolase 42-like
Exons: 5
Coding region: 1-543 (180 amino acids)
Source: RefSeq, a predicted model, not a curated record